UGACCCGACCCCGAGCCAUCUUCCAACAAGGCCUGAUCUACCCAGUCGUCUGCAAUCGCCCGCUGCAAGAACUGCAGAAAAGUGCGAGCUCCGAAAGCUCCGGGCGGGACGGCCCGCCUCCGGCUCUCCGAGUUCUGGGUUCGAACUCAGCCGCCUGCACUUAGGCGCGGGAGCCCUGACAUUGUCAGAACGUCGCCGGAAUGGAGAGUGACCAGCGCGCGAGACCAGGUCCGCGCCGACAGCCCCGCACGCUCCACCACCCUGGGGGUCUGCGGUGCGCCCGCCGCAGCGCGGCCCCGGAGCGGCAAACAAAAGGCCGGGCGGCCGGCCGUGCUCCGCGCCUCGCUUCCCCUCGCUUCGCUGCGCUCCCGCAGGCCUGCCCGGCCCACGCGGGUUCUUACCCGGAACCGCGGCCCUCAGAGCCCCAGCCCGGCCGGCGUGCACGGGGCGCCGGCAGCGUUCAUGCCGCGGACCGUCGGCCGCGAAGCCCCCGCCUCAGCUAGGGCCCAGCACCCGGGCGCUCGCGCCGCCCAUUGUUAAAGGACCGGCAGGCGGCUCGCCGUACAAAGCCAGCGCCGGGGCACGGGCCGCCCUGCGCUGCCAAUCGGCUCUCGCGAUACAGCGGGGUCGCGCCUCGCCGUCCAAUCGGCGGCCGGGCCGAGCCAGGUGCGAGUCCGUCUCCCGGGCCCCUGCCCGGUGCCGGGCGGUCUCGCUCUGCAGCCUCGGCGGUCUGUCGGCGCCUGAGGGCCGCUCACCUGCAGAGAAUCUUUGAUGGGUCCCGGGUGCUGGCAAAGAAAGAUGCGAUGUCUCAGCCCCGCGAUUAAAAUUUGGCAGCUCGGAUCUGGCCCGCUGUCUCACUUCCGAGGGGCUGCCCUCCGGGAUCCUCCCCCUACCCUAAGCCUUCCGAAUGGGCUUUAGCUCUUACCAGUCCCUAACGCGCUUUGGUUGUCGAGUUCUGAUCCAGUCUCCCCUCUAAACCCAGUACUCCUUUUAGCUCUUCUAACUCAGCAAUUCUUGUUGCUUUCGCUUCAGCGGUUCGCGCGAGUUGCGACUGGAAUUGACAUCUUUAGCAACCUGGUUUGUCAGAUCCGUAAUGGAUGUAAUUGACCAUCUGUGGUGGUCAAGGAAGAAACCCUAAACGGUGGGAACACUCCAGCGUCAAUUGAGAUGUUGACUGGGGCUGGAAAUGUAACAGAAACCCCAUCAGUUGUAUUUGAGAGUAUCUGGAGGACCACCCCAAAAGAAGUAGAUGGGUUCCCUCAAUUUUCCAGAGACUGUAAAGCGACUUCCUUCAAUAUUUAAACAUAAAUCAUGA
Mus caroli (Ryukyu mouse) is the source of this 1315-nucleotide messenger RNA. Lineage: Eukaryota; Metazoa; Chordata; Mammalia; Rodentia; Muridae. The record is from RefSeq and is a predicted model, not a curated record.